This is a messenger RNA of Tupaia belangeri chinensis (Chinese tree shrew), 2176 nucleotides long. RefSeq names its product coiled-coil domain containing 112 (gene CCDC112). Bases 1 to 1653 code for a protein of 550 amino acids. The transcript is spliced from 10 exons. The record is from RefSeq and is a predicted model, not a curated record. NCBI's taxonomy places the organism in Eukaryota, Metazoa, Chordata, Mammalia, Scandentia, Tupaiidae.
AUGCACGUUACCCAGCUGCGAACACUGUCUGCGGAGCCCCUGGCACAGUUCCUGGUGAGAGAGAACGCCUACUUCGAGGGAGAAUCGGUGCUCUUAGUUGGUGGCAGCUCUGUUGUUAUGGGCGCUGGGAGUACAAUGAUGUGGGGUUGGUCUGAGACAGGUGUUUCCAGACAUGAGCACGGGGUCCUUCUAGCAAAUGAUGGCUGUUUUAGUUCUUCGGUUGGAAUUCGUUCAUUUCAUCUCCAAAACUGGAAGCAGAAAGUUAGUCGGACUAAGAAAGCAGAAUUCAUACGCACAGCAGAAAAAUUUAAAAAUCAAGUUAUUAACAUAGAAAAAGAUAAACACAAUCAUUUCUACAACCAAAAAAGUGACUUCAGAAUUGAUCAUAGUAUGCUGGAAGAAUUGGAAAAUAAGUUGAUUAACAGCAGGAAAACAGAAAGAGCAAAAAUCCAGCAGCAACUGGCCAAAAUACAUAACAGUGUAAAGAAGCUUCAGCAUCAGUUAAAAGAUGUGAAGCCUACACCUGACUUUAUUGAAAAGCUCAGAGAAAUGAUGGAAGAAAUUGAAAAUGCAAUUAACACUUUUAAAGAAGAACAGAGGUUGAUAUAUGAAGAGCUUAUUAAAGAGGAGAAAGCAACUAAUAAUGAAUUGAGUGCCAUAUCAAGAAAAAUUGACACAUGGGCUUUAGGUAAUUCCGAAGCAGAGAAGACUUUCAGAGCAAUCUCAAGCAAAGUUCCUAUAGACAAAGUAACACCAAAUACUCUUCCAGAAGAAGUAGUAGAUUUUGAAAAUUUCCUUCAACAAACAGGAGGGCGACAAGGGGGCUGGGAUGAUUAUGAUCACCAGAACUUUAUAAAGGUGAGAAGCAAACAUAGAGGGAGGCCAUCGUUUAUGGGAGAAGUUCUGGAACACCUUCCUGGAAGAACACAGGACGAAGUUCAGCAGCAUGAGAAAUGGUACCAGAGAUUUCUGGCUCUGGAAGAAAAAAAAAAAGAGUCUAUUCAGAAUUGGAAAACUAAAAAGGAGCAAAAAAAAGAGGAACUUUUCAAGUUAAAAGGAAAGGCAGAUAACAUACCUGUGCUUUUUCACGAUAAAGAAGAUAAUCAAAAGCAUAAAGAGGCACAAAGAAAGAAACAGAAAUUGGCAAUUGAAGCUUGGAGAAAACAGAAAAGUAUAGAAAUGUCAAUGAAAUAUGCUUCCCAGUUAAGAGAAAAAGAAGAAAAAGAGAAAAAGCACCAGAAGGAACGACAACGCCAGUUUAAAUUAAAAUUACUGCUAGAAAAUUAUACCCAACAGAAGAAAGAACAAGAAGAAUUUUUGAGACUUGAAAAAGAGACAAGGGAAAAGGCAGAAAAGGCAGCAAAAAGGAAAAUUGUUGCCAGUGAAAUUUCCAGGUUUCAAGAAAGAGAUUUACACAAACUGGAAUUGAAAAUUAUAGAUAGACAGGCAAAGGAAGCUGAAAAGGCAGAAAAACAAAGGAGACUGGCAAAGUUAAAAGAAAAGGUUGAAAACAAUGUUAGUAGAGAUGCCUCAAGGCUUUACAAACCUACCAAGGGUUGGGAAGAACGAACCAAAAAGAUAGGACCAAUGGGCUCUGGGCCACUUCUACAUAUCCCACACAGGGCUAUUCCAACUUGGAGACAAGGAUUAUAGAGAAGAAUAUGAGAGAAUGAACUACUGUUCAGUUUAUGAAAAUGUUAGCAUAUUUAAUUAUACCAGGAGACAAUGACAACCAUGUUCUUUACAUAUCACUAGCAUAGAUAAAUUAUUGUGCUGUAUGUUAAUUGAGAGGUAUUAAAUGUCAUGAGGCAUUGUUUUUUAGUAUUUCCUCUUCUACCAAGAGAGUAUUUAAUGUAUAUGUUGGCCUAUUAUUGAUGUAAAAGUUAUUUAAAUAAGUUUAUGUUAUGAACUAUUUCAUUCAAUUACUCAAAACAUUUCAAAGGUACUUAGUUUUGUCAUAGCACAGCAAAAUAAAUUGGGACACUCAUAGAGUCAGUUUUUAAAACGAAAUUUUGUAACUUUUAUAACUUGGUGGUAAGUUAACUUGUGUAACAAAAGUGAAAAGUGAUUUUUUUUAAGAAUUGUGAAAUAAGUACUUUUUCUAAGUUUAACAAAUUGAUCAUUUGUCAGUUAUUACAUUUUUGUGUAAUAAAUAUUUUGUAUUUGUUGGAAGCAU